Messenger RNA from Panicum virgatum (switchgrass), 708 nucleotides. Its product is annotated as ABC transporter G family member 48-like. Bases 75 to 695 code for a protein of 206 amino acids. The transcript is spliced from 3 exons. Gene Ontology annotation, cellular component: membrane. Lineage: Eukaryota; Viridiplantae; Streptophyta; Magnoliopsida; Poales; Poaceae. The record is from RefSeq and is a predicted model, not a curated record. Gene Ontology annotation, molecular function: ABC-type transporter activity.
AUUCACAACAAGAUUUGUACAACCUACUUGGAGCCACCUAUGCUGCUACCUUCUUUUUUGGGGCUUCCAAUUGCAUGACGGUUCAACCUGUUGUGUCAAUUGAGCGAGCAGUUUUCUAUCGUGAAAAGGCAGCGGGGAUGUACUCUCCAUUAUCCUAUGCGUUUGCUCAGGCAUGUGUGGAGGUCAUCUACAACAUCAUACAGGGGAUUCUGUACACGGUCCUCAUAUACUCGAUGAUUGGAUAUGAUUGGAAAGCUGAUAAAUUCUUCUACUUCCUGUUCUUCAUCACUGCGAGCUUCAACUACUUCACUUUGUUUGGUAUGAUGUUGGUAGCAUGUACUCCGUCUGCAUUGCUGGCAAACAUUCUCAUCACAUUUGCCCUACCCCUCUGGAACCUCUUUGCUGGAUUCCUCAUCGUCAGACCGGCAAUACCAAUUUGGUGGAGGUGGUACUACUGGGCCAACCCAGUCUCCUGGACCAUCUAUGGUGCCGUGGCGUCUCAGUUUGGUGAGAAUGGCGGUUUGCUCUCAGUUCCUGGAGGGAGCCCCGUGAUGGUGAAGGAGUUCUUGAAGGAUAAUCUCGGGAUCCGGCAUGACUUCCUUGGCUAUGUCGUGCUCGUCCAUUUCGCCUACAUCAUUGCGUUCUUCUUUGUAUUUGGUUAUUCCAUCAAGUUCUUCAAUUUCCAAAAACGCUAGCUCCACAGGCAGU